CGGCGAAUGCGGAAGUAGAGCGAACAACAACUAGAGACUGAGGAAAACGAAACAUAAACAGAAAUCUCGACAGAAAAGAUGUUUUCUCGAAUUUAGAUCAAGCCAACAUCAUUUGUAACUUCAAGAGGAAAAGGGCUUCUUCAAAAGGAUGAACUGUGAGGCCACUGUCAAGCAUUUGGAGAGCUCAGAAGACCUCCAGAAGCCCACCGAUGAAGAGUCAUGUGAGGAAGAAAUGGACACAUCAGAGGCCAAGUGGCGCUGGUUCUACCUUGCGGAGUGUGGCGUCUGGCAUAUGUUUGAAGAAGUUCCCAGCACAGGCUGUUCUGUCACCAAUGAGCAAAUUGAACAAAACUACAUCAAGAAUCAGCAUGCUUCAAUGGACUUCUAUACUGCUAAAUAUACAUAUAAAUUAGACUUUUCUGCUAUGAAACAAGUUAAUGUGACUACUGGAAAAGAACGGCCAAUCAAACGGGCAUUGCAUUCAGCUACUGACUUUAGAUUUAUCUGUGAUAACCCAGCCCUUCCUGUACCCAGUCACUGGGAAAGAGUUAAUACAGAAGAACCCUAUCAGCUUAUUGCUUUAUGCAGAGAUACGUUUGAGUACAAAGAAGUGGCCCGGUUAUAUGAGAGAACCAUGAGCCAGACCAUCAGAUCCAUUCAAAGAGUACAGAACCUGGACUUGUGGGAGUUUUUCUGCAGGAAAAAGGCCCAGUUGAGAAAGAUAAAACGUGUUAUAGAUGUUGAAGAAAAGAUGCUUUUUCAUGGAACCGGUCACAGUAACAUACAGGCCAUAUGCACAUACAACUUUGAUUGGCGUCUCACAGGAAGCCACGGUGACGUCUAUGGCAAAGGAAGUUAUUUUGCACGCGACGCAAGAUAUUCAAGCAAGUUUUGUCAUUCGACUAGCAAGCACAACUUUAUCCUACAGAGACAUGGUCUAGCGCCCCCUGUUUUCCAGAGCGACCCACCGUACAAGUGCAUGUUCCUGGCACGGGUUCUAGUUGGGGAAUACACGCUGGGUCACCCCCAGUACUGCAGACCACCAUCCAAAGACAUGAGCAUUGCCAACUUUUUCGACAGCUGUGUGGAUGACAUGAUGAGCCCGAAGAUCUUUGUUAUUUUCGACAGCAACCAGAUCUACCCGGAAUACCUGAUUGAAUUUUACUGACAACAGAGACCGAAAGGAAAUCAGUGAAUUUUCAAAAGAAUUAACAGCGUUUUCAUUCUGAUGAGCGUACUGCUCUGUGUGGCUGUGGCUGGUUACUGCAAAAGUGCCUUUGGUGAAAAUGGACUACAUACUGUGUCUAGGGGGCAGAUUUAAAACAUAUUCAUAGUUUAUAUGGAUAUGAUCAAUUUUAUGUUUUUUAUAACAUAUUCAUUUAUGAUACAAAACAUAUGAAAAUUCAUUCAUGGAAUGAAAUGAAAAAAAAAAAAAUCAUUUGGAAUUUGUUUGCAUGAAAUGGCGUAACGUUUAUGUUAUUUACUUUUGUCAUUUCCAGCAAUCGUGCUUUGUGGAAAAAAGGUGCUGGUAGAAUGUGAUUCCUUGAAAAGUAUGUACCCUGAGUUAUGUUUUUCAAAUUUGCACAUGUAACAUUUUAUUACUAUUAUUUUUCAUAGCCUACCUCUCCACAAUUCUACCUCUUCUCAUUUUUUUUUAAAGACAACAACAAAGAAACUGAUCGCCAAGAGUUUUUAAACACCCAUAAUUUAAAAUGGAAAUUGAAUUAUGUCUUUAAAUUGUGAUGGAAUGGACAUAGCGACAGAUCAUUUCUUCCAUAUUCUGACGUACAUCAGAGUGAAGCGGAUUAUUGGAAAAGAAAAAAAUGUUGGGUGGGACUUGGUUCUAUCCAUUGGUUGUUGAUUGGAUGGAGGCAGAUCUAAAUAAGAUUUAUUUAUUUGUUUCUUUAAUACAAUGUCAAAAUAAAUAAUUAAAAAUAUUUAAAACAAAUAAAUGAAACAUGCAUGGAUGAGUCAUUCAAAAUUAGAUGAAUAACAUGCAUUAAAAAAAAAAAAAAAACCACAUCAUGAAAUUCUAGCACUACACAUUUAAAAAGUAUGCUACUAUAAAAAAAAUAAAAAUAAAAAGUAUAUCCUCUGCCCAUUCAUUGAUUACACAUUUUGCCUAAUUUGCCUAAUUUAGUUCAAACCAGCAUUAACAGUGUGAUCCUCGCAACUAUGUUUAAUAUCCUUUUGCCAAAUCAAUUUUUCAGAUCUUCUGACAUGGAAAAAAAUGAAUAAAUAAUAUUAAAAUCAAAAUGAAUUUAUGCAUAGUCCAAUAUGCUGAUCCAUGUAUUUCCAAAGGGUUUAUUUGUUAGCUUCAGACCUGAUUUACCACUUCAUAAUUUUUAUGACAGUACUUUUUCUUGUGAUCUCCUCAUGGCUGAUAUAAAGAAAAUCAGAGCUCUUUGAUUUACUCAGACAACAUAAAAAGCUAUAGCUUUAGUAUAUAACUAGAUAUUCAUGCACUCAAUACUGUUUUCAUUCUUGUUAAAAUACUAAUGACAUUAAAAUGCAAUCUCAAACGUAUUGAUAUACAGUUGCCAAUAAGUAGAACGGAAGUAUAUACAGGUAUGCAACAUAUUCAAGAUUAAUAGAAAUACAUUUUUUAAGUGUUAGUAAGGAUUCAGAGUUUUUAACAUUUCUGUGAUGUUAAGUAUUAGUUAAGUAUGUAUGAUAUAUCAGCUUUAAAACUUCUACUAUUCUUGUGUACACUUUUAGAACACUUUUCACAAGAACAAUUUUACAGUUGAU
Messenger RNA from Cyprinus carpio (common carp), 2751 nucleotides. RefSeq names its product protein mono-ADP-ribosyltransferase PARP11. Lineage: Eukaryota; Metazoa; Chordata; Actinopteri; Cypriniformes; Cyprinidae. Gene Ontology annotation, molecular function: NAD+ poly-ADP-ribosyltransferase activity. The record is from RefSeq and is a predicted model, not a curated record.